CCCGAGCUGGCCAGGGCCCCCCGCCGCCAUGGAUAGCGACGACGAGAUCGUGGAGGAGGCGGUGGAAGGGCACCUGGACGACGACGGGCUGCCGCACGGGUUCUGCACAGUCACCUACUCCUCCACCGACAGGUUUGAGGGGAACUUCGUUCACGGAGAGAAGAACGGACGGGGGAAGUUCUUCUUCUUUGAUGGCAGCACCCUGGAGGGGUACUAUGUGGACGACGCACUGCAGGGCCAGGGAGUUUACACCUACGAGGACGGGGGAGUCCUCCAGGGCACGUAUGUGGACGGAGAGCUGAACGGUCCGGCCCAGGAGUACGACACGGAUGGGAGACUGAUCUUCAAGGGGCAAUAUAAAGACAACCUCCGGCAUGGAGUGUGCUGGAUAUAUUACCCAGAUGGAGGCAGUCUUGUAGGAGAAGUGAAUGAAGACGGAGAAAUGACUGGAGAGAAGAUAGCCUACGUGUACCCAGAUGAGAGGACGGCACUCUAUGGAAAAUUCAUCGACGGAGAGAUGAUAGAAGGAAAGCUGGCCACUCUUACGUCUACUGAAGAAGGCAGGCCUCACUUUGAACUGAUGCCUGGAAGUUCGGUGUACCACUUCGAUAAGUCGACUUCCUCCUGCAUUUCUGCCGAUGCUCUUCUUCCAGAUCCUUAUGAGUCAGAAAGGGUUUACGUUGCUGAAUCUCUUAUUUCUACUGCUGGAGAAGGACUCUUCUCGAAGGUAGCAGUGGGACCUAACACUGUUAUGUCUUUUUAUAAUGGAGUCCGAAUUACACACCAAGAGGUUGACAACAGGGACUGGGCCCUUAACGGGAACACCCUGUCCCUGGAUGAGGAGACGGUCAUUGACGUACCUGAGCCCUACAACCACGUAUCCAAGUACUGCGCCUCCUUGGGACACAAGGCAAACCACUCCUUCACUCCGAACUGCGCCUACGACAUGUUUGUCCACCCCCGUUUUGGAUCCAUCAAGUGCAUCCGCACCCUGCAAGCUGUGGAGGCUGACGAGGAGCUCACCGUUGCCUACGGCUAUGACCACAGCCCCCCAGGCAAGAGCGGGCCUGAAGCGCCUGAGUGGUACCAGGUGGAGCUGAAGGCCUUCCAGGCCACCCAGCAGAAGUGAAAGGCCGGCACUGGGCUUCAGAGACCUGGAGGAGGAACUCGGAUCUAUGCACUACGUUUAUCUGACAACGGGACAACCAGGGAUGCUCGUGCUGUGACAUCACACCCUCUCGCCCUGCGUUAGCAACCUGCUCGCAUACUAACUAGGUUUGACUGUAUUACUCACACCCGAUUUCAAAUUAGCUAGCCUUGCAGCAGCGUCCUCUGAGAGGUA
Messenger RNA from Tupaia belangeri chinensis (Chinese tree shrew), 1342 nucleotides. RefSeq names its product SET domain containing 7, histone lysine methyltransferase (gene SETD7). Gene Ontology annotation, cellular component: chromosome; nucleus. Gene Ontology annotation, biological process: heterochromatin organization; regulation of DNA-templated transcription; peptidyl-lysine monomethylation. Gene Ontology annotation, molecular function: chromatin binding; histone H3K4 monomethyltransferase activity; protein binding. The transcript is spliced from 8 exons. Bases 29 to 1129 code for a protein of 366 amino acids. The record is from RefSeq and is a predicted model, not a curated record. Lineage: Eukaryota; Metazoa; Chordata; Mammalia; Scandentia; Tupaiidae.